CAUCAUAUGCUCCUGGGAAUUAGAUACCAUACUAUUUGUUUAAGAUGGUUCUUUUUGAAAGUGAGGUUUUUCAACAUGAGUCUCUUGGCUGGGAAUAUAUGGAAAAGGAAGAGCACUGAGCAUAAAGAAGCAUAACCAUUAUAAUAAUAAUAAAGCAUGGAAGAAAAAAGAAAGACUUAUAGUAGUUGAUUUGGUUGAGUAUGAAGAUCAUGCCAUAAAUGCAGGAGUUGUUAGUUAACCAACUAUAAAUAGUUGCUGCUGAGAGGAAAACUUGUGCAUCUUAUUGUUUUUUUUUUCCUGGACUUGAGGAUACAAAAAGACCUGAGAUGAUGAAGAGAGAGCUUGGGAGGUACAAAAUGGGUUUGUGUUUCAGUGACAAGUGUAGAAUGAACAGAGGAGCUCCACCUCCAGAUGUGGUGACUACGUUUGUAAAGUAUACAGAGGGAGGGAACCACAUGUGGGCAGAGCAGCUGUGUCGGUUCUUGGUUGAGGUGCAGGGAGAGACCGAGUUGUUGGUUUCAGAUGCAGAGAAGAUCAUAGAAAGAAUCACAAGUGAAAGACAUCAUAUCACUAAGUUCCUGAGGCACUCGUUGAACCUAGAUGAUUUCUUCAGUUUCUUGUUCUCAGAUGAUCUGAAUCAUCCAGUUGUUAGUGAGGUGCAUCAAGACAUGGCCUCUCCCUUGUCUCAUUACUUCAUUUACACGAGCCAUAACUCGUAUCUGACUGGGAAUCAGAUCAACAGCGAAUGCAGCGAUGUACCUCUCAUUAAGGCGUUGAAGAGAGGUGUUCGUGCUCUGGAGCUUGACCUGUGGCCAAACUCUACUAAGGACGGCAUACUUGUACGACAUGGCUGGGCAUGGACACCUCCAGUGGAACUGAUCAAAUGCUUGAGAUCUAUUAAAGACUAUGCUUUUUCUGCAUCUGCAUACCCUGUGAUCAUAACUUUGGAAGAUCAUUUGACCUCAGAUCUUCAAGCCAAAGCAGCUGAGAUGAUGAAAGAGAUAUUCAUGGAUAUGGUGUAUUUCUCCGAGUCUGGCGAUUUAAAAGAGUUCCCUUCACCAGAAGAUCUCAAGUACAAAGUUGUGAUAUCUACAAAGAUUCCCAAAGAGAAGUUGAAAAAGGAAAAGGGUUCAGAGUCAGACGUAUCAGGAAAGGCAUCAUCAUCAGAAGAUGUUUCAGCAGACGAUGAGAAGGCUGAAGAGACUAGUGAGGCCAAAAACGAAAAAGAAGAAACAAGUGAAGCCAAAAAUGAAGAGGAUGGAUCUGAUAAAGAAUCCAAAAACUUAGAUCUCCUCACAUACAGUCGUCUGAUAUUGAUUCCUUCUGGAAAUGCUAGAAAUGGAUUGAAGGAAGCACUUACGUUCGAUAAUGGUGGCAUUAGACGUCUGAGUUUGAGAGAGCAAAAGUUCAAGAAAGCCACUGAAAUGUAUGGAACCCAAGUCAUGGAAUUCACACAGAAGAAUCUGUUGAGGAUAUAUCCAAAGGCCACUCGAGUAACCUCCUCUAACUACAAGCCAUUAAGCGGUUGGAUGUACGGAGCUCAAAUGGUCGCCUUCAACAUGCAGGGCUAUGGAAGAGCUCUAUGGAUGAUGCAUGGUAUGUUCAGGGGGAAUGGUGGAUGCGGAUACGUGAAGAAACCAGACUUUAUGAUGAACAAAGGUCCGGACAGAGAAUUGUUUGACCCUAAAGCGAAGUUACCCGUAAAGACAACUCUUAGAGUGAAAGUAUACAUGGGAAAAGGAUGGGACUCUGGUUUUCAGAGAGCUUGUUUCAACACUUGGUCUUCUCCAAACUUCUACACAAGGGUGGGGAUAACAGGAGUAAGAGGUGAUAGAGUAAUGAAGAAAACAAAGAAAGAAGAAAACACUUGGGAGCCAUUUUGGGACGAGGAGUUUGUGUUUCAGCUCACGGUGCCGGAGCUGGCGCUGCUGAGAGUUGAAGUACACGACUACAACAUGCCGGAGAAGGAUGAUUUCUCGGGGCAGACGUGUUUGCCUGUGGCGGAGCUGAGACAGGGUAUACGUUCUGUUCCUUUGUAUGAUCGCAAAGGCGAGAGACUUGUUGCGGUUACACUUCUCAUGCGGUUUCAGUUUGUUUAAAAAAGAAAAUCAAGAGUUUCUUUCCUUCAAAAGUGUUUUGUAGCACAGAAGUUUUUUACAGCAGAAAACAAGAUAUUAACCGUACAUAUAAAGAUAUGACGAAUCAAGUAACUGUGUGGUUGGAUAUAUAUUUUUUUCUGAAACAAUAGUAAGCUUUUAGAUAUAUGAAUGUGCUUAUUUAUA
Raphanus sativus (radish) is the source of this 2282-nucleotide messenger RNA. Its product is annotated as phosphoinositide phospholipase C 5. Bases 327 to 2099 code for a protein of 590 amino acids. Gene Ontology annotation, biological process: lipid metabolic process; phosphatidylinositol-mediated signaling. The transcript is spliced from 7 exons. The record is from RefSeq and is a predicted model, not a curated record. Gene Ontology annotation, molecular function: phosphatidylinositol-4,5-bisphosphate phospholipase C activity. NCBI's taxonomy places the organism in Eukaryota, Viridiplantae, Streptophyta, Magnoliopsida, Brassicales, Brassicaceae.